This is a messenger RNA of Knipowitschia caucasica, 3501 nucleotides long. The record is from the annotation of a GenBank genome assembly. Lineage: Eukaryota; Metazoa; Chordata; Actinopteri; Gobiiformes; Gobiidae.
AUGGCUCCAAGGCGGAAAGUGUGCAGGCUGCAGCCAGUCAGACGCAGCCAUGACGUCCAGCAGCUGCAGCCUGAAGACAACCAGGACUAUGUGGAGGACCAGGACUAUGUGAACCAGCUGUCCCACGAGCUGCUGUGCCACAUCUUCAGGUAUCUCCCAUUGAAGGACAUCAUCUCCAUGGAGUGUCUGUCCAGAAAGCUGCGUGAAGCCGUGUCCUUGUACCUCCGUGUGCUGCGGGUGGUGGACUUGUGCGCGGGCCGCUGGUGGAAGUACAUGCCCUCAGGCUUCACAGACAGCAGUUUCCACACGCUCCUGAAGAAGAUGCCGGAAGUGGAGCAGCUGUACGGCAUCCACCCUCGGAUCCUGGAGCGGAGGAGGGUGAGGGGCUACGAGGCCUUCAGCAUCCCUGGGCUUCUGGAGGCUCUGCAGGCCUGCCCCAACCUCAUGGGAGUAGAGACCUCUCACCUGGAGUUAGUGGAGGCCAUCUGGAACUACAUGCCGCAAGUACAUAUUCUGGGAAAGUUCCGCAACCGUAAUGGAGCCUUCCCCAUCCCGGCUGAGAACAAGCUGACCCUCCCUGUGACCGCCAAGAUCCAGAGCCUGCACCUCGUGGGAGUGAAUGUUCCGGAGAUCCCCUGCGUGGCCAUGUUACGCCACCUGUCUUUAAAAUGGGUUCGUCUGACCAAACCGCAGCCCUUUAAGGACUUCCUGUGCGUGAACCUCAAGACGUUUGUGAUGAAGAACUGUGCAGGGCCUACAAACUCGCUCAAAUACGUGCCUCUGGUGACGGGGCUGGCCUCGGCUCGCAGCCUGGAGCAGCUGGAGCUGGUCAGGGUGCCGUUUCUGGGAGGACUCAUCCAACAUGUGGUGGAGGACAGCUGGAGGUCAGGGGGAUUCCGGAACCUUCACACCAUCGUGUUUGGCGCCUGUAAGAAUGCUCUGGAAGUGGACCUGGGCUACCUCAUCAUCACGGCAGCACGCAGGCUUCAUGAGCUGCGGAUCCAGCCGUCUCUGACCAAAGACGGGGUGUUCUCUGCCCUGAAGAUGGCAGAGCUGGAGUUCCCCCAGUUUGAGACGCUCCACCUGGGCUACGUGGACGACUUCCUGCUUCAAUGUAAGAUGAGCCACGGCGAGCUGGUGAAGCACGGUUUGGCUGACGUCACAGAGAACCCGGGAAUCAUCACCGACAUCGGACUCAGAGGCGUCAACGAGGUCUUCACCAACAUCAAAUAUCUGGUGGUGUAUAACUGCCCACACCUGCACAACCCCCACAGCUGGAUCACAGAUCAGUGCCGCUGGAACCGCCUAGUCGACCUGACUCUGGUGCGCUGUCAUGCCAUCAAACUGGAGUCGUUCUGUCAGUUCAUAGAGCUUCUGCCCAGCUUAGAGUUCAUCUGCCUCGACCAGAUGUUCAGGGAGCCUCCCAAGGGCUGUGCUCGUGUGGGGCUCAGCGCUGGCACUGGGAUUGGUGUGUCUUCAGCUUUGGUCAGUAAUCAGAAUUCCAAUGAUGACAACAACAACAUCCCUCAGGAAGCACAGGCGCCUGCUGCAGAAGCUGAGGUGAACCUUCAGCAGGAGCAUCAGGCACCUGCUGCAGAAGUUGGAGAGAACCCUCAACAGGAGGCAGAAGCUGCUCCUGCAGAGGCAGCAGCUCCUCCCGACCAAGAGGCUCAGGCUCCUUCAGCAGUUUCCAUAAACCUCCACCACAACGACCAGGACAGAGUUCAGGAGGUGAAUGGAAAGCCUGAGAGAGAGCUGCUGGAGCAGAGUCCUGCUGAAGACAAACCACCUCCAUCCAUGGAUCCAGAGCAAGCAGGUCCCAGUGGUGUAGGACCAACCAGAGCCGAGAAAGCAGCGAUGGUCUCCUCCGACUCUGACAGUGAAGAGGAGGACCGGCCUGGAGCACCUCCUGCCUCCUGCUCUCCUCAACCACAGUCCAGUGUCAUAGGGAAAGGGAAGGCCCCUCUUCGGCGCAGUGCUCACAGUCACGCUCGCAGCACCGCAGAGAAGAGCUGCCAGGUCAGCAGUGAACAGAUCAAAGCAGACAUGAAGGCAGCAGCAGACAAGAGGAAGUACAAGGCUGCGACAUACUUCACCAACAGAAGAGGAGGCCACAGAGGAGGUGUGGGGAGGAGCACAGAGACUGCAGCGGAAGGAGGAGCAGACCCACGAAGAACAGGAGAACAUGGGGCCAGUGGGACAGGGGCCAGUGGGACAGGGGCCGGUGGGACAGGGGCCGGUGGGACAGGGGCCAGUGGGACAGGGGCCAGUGGGACAGGGGCCAGUGGGACAGGGGCCAGUGGCUUAGAAUGUUCCAGGGCACACACUGGGGCACACACUGGGGCACACACUGGGGCGCACACUGGGGCACACACUGGGGCACACACUGGGGCACACACUGGGGCACACACUGGGGCACACACUGGGGCACACACUGGGGCACACACUGGGGCACACACUGGAGCACACACUGGAGCACACACUGGGACACACACUGGGACACACAGACCAGAGGCGUCCAGCUCCCGCAGACCAGUGACCCGUUCGUACUCUCGCAUGUCCUCUGAGGUCCUGCUGCCCGGCACCGGCUUGUCUCAACCAAGACCUCGAGUGUUUGUGAAGAGGAAACGAAAUGUGGACAAAUCCACGAGUACGUCUGACCCGGUCACCGAGGAAGACCACAUACAGGUCCUGAGUCUAAAGAGCAAGAACCUUGUGGGUAUCACGCUCACUAAUUGUGGGAUCACAGACCUGCUCCUGCAGGACUGUCCCAAGAUGAUGUUUGUACACGCCACCAGGUGCCGUGUGCUGAAGCAGCUGCAGGUGGACAGUGCUCCCAUUAUCAACAGAAUGGACUUUGCUCAGUGCAAAAAGCUCAACAUGUCUCAGGUCCUGGACCAGAUCCUCAGGGUUCCUCCAGAGAGGAACCGCAUCAUCUACAUGCGACCCAUGCACCAGAUCGACUCGGUGGCUCUGGAGCAGCAGUUGUUCCAGGGGCCGUACCCCUACCACAUCGCCAUGGUGCACGAGUUCAGCAACCCCCCCAACAUGCGCAACAAGGUGCGCAUCCGCAGCUGGAUGGACACCAUCGCCAACAUCAGUCAAGAACUGAUCAAGUUUGAGUUCUUCCCUGAGGCCACGAGGACAGAGGAGGACGUGAAGAACUUCUGUCGCUACCCCUGGGGCCGGGACAUCUACACUCUGGAAGGUGUAGUGGAUGGCGCCCCCUACAGCAUGAUCACAGACUUCCCGUGGCUGCGGACCCUGAGAACCGCGGACCCCAACAACUACGCUCGCUUCGACUUUGAGGACGAUGAGACGAGUACCAUCUACGCCCCGCGCAGGAAGGGCCAGCUGUCUGCAGACAUCUGCAUGGAGACCAUCGGGGAAGAGAUCUCUGAGCGCAGACAGAACCGCAUCGGUCUGUUCCAGAGAGUCGUGGUCGUGUUCCUGCAUCACUGUGACACUCCAGGGGAGCCGGUGGAGGACGACUACAUCUAG